AUGGCGACUGUAUUAAAAAUAAAUUGACAAUUAAAAGGGCUUUUGCAAUAAAUUUCUUUUAAAAUACUCAAGUAUAGUGAGAAAUAUUGCUUUUACUUACAAUACAUCUCUUUAUCGGGUUUAUAAGCAAUUUGGAAUACACUGUUUAGGUGGAAAAUAAAUCCAAUUUUAUUGCAUAUCUAGCGUAUCGAGAGAACUUAAACUUACCAAGCGUGUUAAUAAAAUGUGGAAUCAAUGGGCUGCAAUUGCGGCACCUGCGCCAAUGCCGCCUAUUCCGGCUCCGCAUUGUCCGCCACCCCAGCCACCACCACCUUCUGCUGCUCCGCCGCCACCAUCAACGGCACCACCCCCGGCAUCGACGGAGUCUGUAUCAGUUGCAAAUACAUCUACACUACCAAUUAUAGGACCAAUGUUACCAUCAUCUAGUGUGACUCCGGCUAGCGCUGUAGCACCGGCACCGGCACCAGCUAAUACGCCUAAUGGACCUUACGGGCAGUACACCGAAGCUCAGUACGCUGCUUUGACUCCCGAACAGCAGUAUGCCUUGCAACAACACUGGCAACAAUGGCAAGCUUAUCAACAAGAAUAUGCUAAAUGGCACGCCCAAUAUGGUGAACAGUAUAAAAGGGAAAUGGCUGCUGCUGCCGCAACAGGACAACCUGGGAGUUUUAACAAUUACUAUCAGCAGACGCAGCCGCCGAUGCAAGUGCAACCACCCCAACAUGCAGCGCAAACCAUGCCUGCAACAAUAGCAACUGCACAACAGCCACCACCACCGCCGCCCCCUGAGGGGCAAGCUUCCAAUACCAAAAUUUCUGGAACUCCUCAAAUCUAUGCACAACCACCUGCUACGCACUCUAAUCCUGUUCAAACUCAAGCAAUGCCAAUUACUCAAGUAUCCCCAUCCAUACAACAGUUUACGGCUAUACAUCAGGCUCCUCCAGGUGUACCAUUCACAAAUAAUAAUUACCCACAAUGGCAAAAUCCCUAUCCGCUGCAGCAACACCAGUUCAGUUACAAUACACCGCCGCCAAAUUUCGGCCAACAGCCCCCAAAUUUUAGCCAACAGCCCCCAAAUUUUAGCCAACAGCCUCCAAAUUUCAGCCAACAGCCCCCAAAUUUCGGUCAAUUUCCAAAUUUUCAACAACCGCCUCCAAUAGCAGCCCAACAGCAACAAAACUCUCAGCCGCAACCAAUGGCUACCGCACCACCAUCUAAGCAGCAACAACCUCUUGGUAUUCCUCCUUAUGCUAAUGCUAAUCAACAAAUUUCCGGUGGAAAUAGUGUAAACAAUAACACUUCCAAUCAAGCCAAUGUCGAUGGCAAUUUUGAACGGAAUCGAAGUGAGCCUAGCAGCCAAGGUCCUAAUUCUUGGGACUCUCAACCAAACCAGCAAGACAAUGACUUCCGCAAAAGCCAAGCAGAUAAUAAUGGUCAAUGGAACGUCAAUAAUAAUAGUACUAAUUGGCCGGGAAACCAACGCGAUCCAGGUAAUGGUCCCAAUAAUUGGGAUAUGCCAAGGGAGGAUAGUAAUACUUCAAAUGAUUAUAAUAAAGUAUCAAAUGAUGAUAACAUCAAUGAACCAUUUGAAGCCAACGCAAAUAGUAGAGAUGGUUUAGAAAAUAAAAAUAGGAACGCAAUGAACCGAUGGGGUGAAAAUUCGAAUAAUGCAGAUAACAGGAGUGACAAUCGAAAUGAUAAUUUCACCCAGGUUCGACAAAUAGGCCCCAUGGGACAAGAGCCCAAUCAAUGGGUUGCUAAUAAUCGCAACCAAGACAACAUGAAUAAACCUUGGAGAGGUGGAGAAUAUAGCUCUCAAGCAUCAUUCGGCAAUAAUGAAAGCAGAAAUAAUGACAAUUUUAAUGCUCUGAACAAUCAAAGUGGAAAUCGAUGGGGCAUUAGAAGCGGUCAGCGCGGAAAUAAUGAUAUAUGUGAGAGAGAUUCAAUUCAUAACCGCAAUUUCAACAAUGAUUCCUUUGAUAGAGGCAGAAAUUUCGGUAGAAAUAAUUGUACGGAAAGUUCAAAUAAUAGUUCCAAUCAAAGAUUUGGUCAAAAUGAAAGAAAUUUUAGGGGCCAUUUCAACCAACAACAAGAAGAUAAUGGUCCAAGAAAUGAAAUGCGUGAUAAUUCGAGAAACUCGUAUGGAAAUAAUGAGUGGAACGUGGAUUUAAAUCACCAAGAAAAUUUUUCUCAAAAUAAAAAUUCAAAUAUUCGACAUAAUAGUGGCGAACGAAAGUUCGGUGGGCGAAAUAAUUUUAACAGAUGGUCAGAGAGCAAUGAUUCGAUACAAAGUCCGUGUAGCAAUUUUAACUCUGGCUCUGAGAGCACUGCUAGAAACAAUAGUCCAAAUAAUCCAUUUUCAACGAGAACUCGUUCAAAUGAUCGAAACUUUGGUUCGAGGAGAAAUGACGACGGCUUUGGUUCAAAUUAUGUAAAUCGCGGAAAUGGGCGUAAUAGUGGCCCGAAUGACAGCAGUAAUCGUAGAUCUACUUCGAUUGAGAAAAAUGUUGGUUCAAACUCCUAUAACAGACGUGGAGACUCGAAUGAACGAAAUUAUAUGCUAAAUAAUAUAGACCGUAGAUCCAACUCCCAUGAUCGAAAUCUGGGUUCACAUAAUAUUAAUAGGGGAUCUUACAAUGAUGAAUCUAAGCAAAACUUCGAAGAAGCCUCUAAUCAAAAAGUUACCGAAUCCGUACCAGGUCGUUUUGGAACGGACCAAAAACUACAGCGAUCUGAUUUAGACGAAAAAAGUUUUGAUCUUCAAUUCCAACGCUGGGAGGAGCAAUUUGAACAAUGGAAGCAUGUAAACGCGAAUCAUCCCGAUCGCGAAAUGUAUCACCGCUAUGAGCAGGAAUUCGAAAAGCAACGACAACGUAUAAUGGAAAGGCGUGAACAAAUGCGUCUGAGGAAAUUACAACAAAAGGGCGAAAAAACUGAUAACAGUUCGGAUUCGCACCCUCUAGAUACGGAUGAGAGAGUCCUUAACGAGCCGAGUGUAAGAAAUAGAGAGGAGGAAAACCUUAAAGACGACACAGAGAAAGAUCAUGCUGUUAAAGAAGAGGAGAGCUCAAAUGAGCCAUUGUCGCAAAAGGAGGAUACAACGAAGGUGGAAGAUGGCGUUGAAGCUGUUCAAGAAUCUGAGGAUCAUGUGAGUGCUGAGGUAGAGGAUACCAGUGGUGAAAAGCUAGAAACAGAUAAAGGUUCAGUCGAGGGAAAUAUCCCUGAAACCGGAGCAGAGAUAUCUAAAAUGGAGGAAUCAUGUGAAGUGGAUAAAAAAAUCAACCUGGGCAAGCGGAAAAGUCGCUUUAGUGCUCCCAUAGAAAAUCCCAAAAUUUUUAAACCAUCAGAACCCACUGUUACCGAAAUAAUUUCUCUUGUAGAUGAAGAUGAUAUAGCUGUUGAGUCUUCUGGGUCCAUGUGCAAUAUCUUUGGCAAAUCUAAGGGUAUCCCAGGACUGGAUUUAGUGGAAGGUUCCGACUCUGUUGGUGGAGAUAACAAAUCUAUGGAUUCCGUAGAUAAAUGCGAUGAUAAUGAGUCUACGCAGCUUUCUUUGCCAAAAGAACAUACGGAAAAGCCAAGAGAACAAACGGAUAGGCCAAAAUCAAGUGGUAAAAUACCCUCACUUUUUGAUGUUGUGGUAGAAAAGCCAAUUGAUUUUGAUAUGCGACCUACGAAUUGCGAUGUGGAUAAUGAUGCCAACAAUGAUGGUGACGGCAUUUGCAGUGAUAAUUCACGUGAAGAAGAAAAACUAAUACAUCCGAAUAUUUCUAACGCCAUUCCUAAUUUGGGCGAAGCUCUUAGGGACCCUGGUUUCAUGCAGAAAAUUUCUCAGGCAUUGGCCAAGGCUCAGGGUAGAGAAAGUGCGGAUCCUAGCUGUGCACCGCCUCCACAGUUUCUUGAGCAAUUGCCCGCUUUACUUCAACAACUACAACAACAAAGAUUGAAUGUCGCUAACCUUGGUGGCAAUGGCUCUAAUAUCGGUGGCAAUGGUCCAAACUUUGGUGGAUAUGGUCCGAACUUUGGAGGAAAUGGGAGCAACUUUGAUGGAACUGGCCAAAACCACAACAGACAUAUCUUCGGCGGUAACCGGCCGAAUUUUGACGGAAGCGGACCAAAUUUCCGUGAUAACGGUUCAAAUUUUAGCGGAAUGGGACCAAAUUUCGGUUUUAAUGGACCGAAUAAUAACAGUGGACCGAAUUCUAACAGAAAUUUACCCAAUAUCAACAGGUUUGGUUCUAAUGGUCCAAAUUUUGUCGGUGGUAACGGGCCAAAUUUCCGUGGAGAUGGCCCUAAUUUUCGAGGUGAUGAUGGUCCCAACUUCAGAGGAGAUGGUCCCAACUUCAGGGGAGAUGAUGGUCCCAACUUCAGAGGAGAUGGUCCCAACUUCAGAGGAGAUGGUCCCAACUUCAGAGGAGAUGGUCCCAACUUCAGAGGAGAUGGUCCCAACUUCAGAGGAGAUGGUCCCAACUUCAGAGGAGAUGGUCCCAACUUCCGAGGAGAUGGUUCCAACUUCAGAGGAGAUGGUGCCAACUUCAGAGGUGACGACCCAAACUACAGGGGAGGUUGUGGACCUAACUUUGGCGGUGGUGGUGGGAAUGGCCCGAAUUUUAAUAGGAAUGAUGAGCAACGUAAUUUUGGCAGGAAUAAUAAGGACGUUCGCGACAAACAGAAUUCACUCAGCCGUGGCAAUGGCUCCGAGAAUACCGAUAAACAAGAAGGAAAUGCUACAGGAACGGAAAACUCUAAUUCUUCAUGGGUUGACGGCCCUGGUAAUAGCCGAAAUUAUGGAGAUGACUACUUUCGCCCUGUACAAGUGAUUGAUUAUGAAAAUAGCGCCGUUCCGAAACCGAAGGUAAUCGAUUACGGACACAAAGGAGCUAACGCUGCAUCUGCUACUAGUUGCGCUGAUAAUGGUCUCCCGAAUUCUUUCAAUUUGACUGUAUCUAAUUUUUCGGAUGAAUUCAAACCCUUUAAAACUAUCGAAUAUGGACAUGCGUCCAAUCCGACAGUCAAUAGAUUUGGCAAUAUUUCUAUGAAAGGCAAUUCCAAGAGAAAAAAUAAGAAAAAGAAGAAAAAGAAUACUUCGGCUCAGCAGAAUGUAGCAGAGCAACAAACGGAGGGCGCACAAGGAGUGCAAGCCAAUGGAAAACAGCAGCAACAAGCAGUAAUUGAGUCAGAGAACAAGAAUGAGAACGAGGAUACACAGGAAUCGAUUACGAAUCCAAGUGAAACAAAUAAUUCUAAUAUGAGUUCCUCGAACGGAGCUAAUGAAGAACUUGAACAAAUAUCUGAUAAUGAAGACAAUUUCGAAAUCAGUCGUGAUUGUGAAUCACCAGCACCACAACCUCCACCACCACCAAUGCUCAAUACGAAAUCACAAUAUUUGUGUACCGUGCAGCAGGAUGCCACUGAGCCGACUCAAUCCAUUUUUCCAUCGACCGCAGCUGCUAACGAACACAUUCCUAAAAUUGCUAGUGAACAUGUGCAAAUGUCUUUCCCCAGUAUUGAAAAUAAGAACACCAUAACCGUCGAUGAGAUCCUACUGAAGCCGGGGCGUCUGACGCGUCCGAAAAAGGUUUGUGUUAUAUUGCGUGGACCACCCGGCAGUGGCAAGUCACAUGUCGCCAAGUUGAUUAAAGAAAAAGAAUUAGAAAUGGGUGGUGGAAAUCCACGCAUUUUAAGUAUCGAUGAUUAUUUCCUCAUUGAAAACGAUUAUGAGGAACGCUGUCCAAAAACUGGCAAAAAGAUACCGAAAAAAGAAGUUCUUUACGAAUUUGACGCUGAAAUGGAAGAUAAAUACAUGCAAUAUUUGAUAAAGUCAUUUAAAAAAACUAUUUCAGAUAAUUUAUACGAUUUUAUUAUAGUCGAUUGCAAUAACAAUUCGUUGCGUUCAUUAAAUGAGUUUUAUUGUCACUCGAAAGACUCGGGCUUUAUGCCGUAUAUAGUAGAUUUGAUUUGCGACUUGGAGACUUGUCUGAAUCGCAAUAUUCAUGAACGAUCUGAGAAAGAUAUUAAUGCGAUAAUUGGUUCAUGGAAGCACACACCGCUCCAUUACAUUAAACUGGACGUAUCAUCGUUACUGGAAAAUCUGGUGGAAAUGGAGGAUGCCGAGGACAUGGUGAUGGAUAAUAACAGCGAUAGUGUUGGAGCGCCCGAUGAUAGUAAUUUAAUGCAGUCGUCGCAAGGUGAAAAUGAAACUGAAGACAGUAAUGAGGCUGCUGAAGAUACAGCAAGUUUCGGAUUCUUAAAGAGCAAAUGGGAAAAUGAUACCACAUCCGAGAACCUUGCUCGCUUGGACGGCACUAAUAAACUGAUGCAUAAGCGCAAAGCAGCUACUAUGGAGGAUUACCUGCAAAUGGAUGAUUGGGAACCACCUAAGGCCAAUACAAAUGGAAAGAAACGGGUGCGCUGGGCAGAUAUCGAAGAGAAGCGUACACAGGAGAAAAUGCGCGCAAUCGGCUUUGUUGUAGGCCAAACUGAUUGGAAGCGUAUGAUGGAUCCGAAUGCUGGAAAUCGUGCUUUGAAUAAAACCAAAUACAUUGAACGUGUCAAUAAAAGACGAUAGUUUGGACAUUCCCUAUACGUUUAUUAUACUCAUUGUUUCAAAUAUCUUCAAAUAUGUAUACCACAUUCUUAAUAACUAUUUCAUUGGGUUUUAUUAUAACUUAUUAUAACUUUAGAUUAUGAGCUAUACAAUGCAAGUAAACAAAGAUGCUAGUAAUAUCACUUAUGGUAAUAAAUGUAGCUAAGAUUAUUAAGAUGAUUCACAAUAAAUACUUGCGGAUACAAUUUUAUGUA
Molecule: messenger RNA, 6798 nt
Organism: Ceratitis capitata (Mediterranean fruit fly)
Lineage: Eukaryota; Metazoa; Arthropoda; Insecta; Diptera; Tephritidae
Gene: ZAP3
Product: YLP motif-containing protein 1
Exons: 12
Coding region: 224-6565 (2113 amino acids)
Biological process (GO): regulation of telomere maintenance
Cellular component (GO): nucleus
Source: RefSeq, a predicted model, not a curated record